Molecule: messenger RNA, 2816 nt
Organism: Melitaea cinxia (Glanville fritillary)
Lineage: Eukaryota; Metazoa; Arthropoda; Insecta; Lepidoptera; Nymphalidae
Product: ATP-dependent DNA helicase DDX11-like
Exons: 15
Coding region: 140-2740 (866 amino acids)
Biological process (GO): establishment of sister chromatid cohesion; nucleobase-containing compound metabolic process
Cellular component (GO): nucleus
Molecular function (GO): DNA helicase activity; hydrolase activity, acting on acid anhydrides, in phosphorus-containing anhydrides; ATP binding
Source: RefSeq, a predicted model, not a curated record
CACCGUACCCAUCCUACGUGAAAUAGACUAUAUGUUGCACAUAUGUUGUCAUUUGUUCAUUUGUUGUUAUAAUUGGCGGCAAACACUUAUGAUAUUUUUAUUUUAACAAAUUAACAAUAUCAAUUUUUGAAUCCGAAUAAUGAUGACCCCCACAUUUUCGUUUCCUUUUGAACCUUAUGAAAUUCAGAAAAAGUUUAUGAAAGAGUUAUAUUUUACCAUCGAAAAUAAGCACUGUGGUAUAUUUGAAAGUCCUACAGGAACAGGUAAAUCAUUAAGUAUUUGCUGUAGUGCUCUGCAGUGGCUAAAAGAUAGCAACAAGAAAAAUGUAGAAAAGUUAACAAAGGAAAUAGAUCAAAUUAAACUUGAACUUGCAAAUAAUGCUGAUUCGAAUGAUUGGCUCCAAGAGGAGUAUGAUAAAAUAAAGAAAAAUCAAACCUUACUAAAUUUACAAAAUCAACUUGAUCAAAUAAAAAAAAGGGAAUUAGAAUUUGAUGAAUUAAAAAAGAGAGUAACCAAACAAUGUAAUAAUUGGAAUAAAAAUGAACAUUAUUUUGUAAAAAAAGAGAAAGAGACUAAAACAAAAAGUGAAGACGAUUUAGAAGAAAAAGAAAAUAUCGAUGACCAGGAUCUUAUUGUUGAGAGCAUAGAUAAUGAAGAAGAUGAGUCAGACAGUGAAGAGAUUAUUGCAGAUAAUGAAGCUACCGAAGAUAAUAAUACAAAGAUUUACAUAAGUAGUAGAACACAUAGCCAACUGUCACAGUUUGUGGGUGAAAUUAAAAGGACAGUUUUCAAAGAUAAUACUAAAGUAAUCACUCUUGCUUCAAGACAACAUUACUGUGUAAAUUCUGAUGUGAAUAAAUUAAAAAAUGUCAAUCUGAUUAAUGAAAGAUGUAUCGAUAUGCAAAAGUCUAAAAACAAGUCAACUUCCAUUGCUGAAGAGGGUAAGGUAUUAAAAAGAAUAAAAACGAAAUCUUGCUCAGCAUGCCCAUAUUAUAACCAGAACAAUAUAGCAAAGUUAAAAGAUCAAUUAUUAGUUGGUGUACUGGACAUGGAAGACAUAAUUAAAUGUGGUAAACAAUUAAAAGCCUGCCCUUACUAUGCUUCAAGGAUGGCUUUGAAUGAGUCAGAGGUAGUUCUGAUAAGCCAUGCUGGUAUAGUUAGCAGUGGAGCAAGAUCUGGCAUAUCUCUCAAACUACAAGAUAAUGUUCUAAUCUUAGAUGAAGCUCAUGGUCUGACUGCAGCCUUGGAAAAUGCCCACUCAGCCCCAGUUUCUUCUAAGCAAUUAUCAUCAGUAAAGACAUUUUUGGAAUUCUAUAUCAAUAAAUAUACAAAUAGAUUUAGUAGCAGGAGUCUUUUACAGUUGAAUCAACUGAAUUUUGUUAUUGGAAAGCUAUUAGGCUUUAUUAGACCAAAACUAUUCAACAACAAGAAACAAGAGUCAACAAUACAUACACUUGAAGAUUUCGUAAUAAAAUUGGAAAUAGAUCACUUGAACUUACGACCCCUAGUGGAGUUCUCUAGAAACACUAGAUUGGCUCCAAAAUUACACGGUUUUUCAUUGAGAUAUAAUCAACAAGAACUUGAGGCAGAGAAUAAUAAACAAAAAUGUAACAAAAAAGCUUCAUUCAAGGAGUUUCUUAGUAAUAUGUCCAAGAAUAAAGAUGGAAAUGAUCAACUUGAGCAAAAGCCAAAAGAAGAAGCAACAUUGCAAACUGAGACUUCGGCUGGCAGUGGGUUGUAUGCAGUAAUGGAUUUCUUAGAGAUGUUGUGUGACCGAAGCGAAAAUGGCAGAGUUUUAGCACAAGUUGGUGAAACUGGAUUACUUAAAUAUCUAUUAUUAAAUCCAGCUGAACAUUUUCACCAAGUUGUCAAUCAAUGUAGAUCUGUAAUUGUAGCUGGAGGUACAAUGGAACCAGUUAAUGAAUUUCUCACAUUGCUCACAAACAAUAAGUCUGAUGCAGAAUGUGUAAAUGUAGUUAAAUGUGAGCACGUAGUUUCACCUGAUAAUGUCUUAGGGGUUUGUCUAUCAAAAGGUCCUUCAAAUGUUAAUUUGAACUUCUCAUAUGAAAAACGGAAAUCUACAGAUUUGUUAAAAGAAGUUGGUUGCAUAUUGAGAAAUGUUUGCGCUGUUGUGCCUCAUGGUGUUGUAUGUUUUCUACCCUCAUAUUCAUAUGAGCAGAAGUUAUAUGAACACUUGAAUUCUACUAAAGUUAUUGAUAUCUUAAGUAAAAAGAAAAAUAUAUUUCGGGAACCAAAAUCAGCUUCUGAAGUAGAUGAGGUUUUACAAAAAUAUGCAUCAGCUAUUAAUAGUAAGGAAUCGAGAACAAAAGGAGCUCUCUUAUUUAGUGUAGUUGGAGGAAAACUUAGUGAAGGGUUAAAUUUUAGUGAUAAUUUAGGUCGGUGUGUAAUUGUAAUUGGUAUGCCAUAUCCAAACAUAAAAUCACCAGAAUUACAGGAAAAGAUGACUUUCAUGAACAAAAGAGACCCUGGUACGGGAACCAUAUAUUAUGAAAAUUUGUGUAUGAAAGCUGUCAACCAGUGCAUUGGUAGAGCUGUGAGGCAUGCUAAUGACUAUGCCUGUAUUUUGCUAAUAGAUGAAAGAUAUUCUAGGCCUCAAACAAUUUCGGCAUUACCAUCUUUUAUACAGAAGUCAUUAAUGUCAAACUGUACAUUUGGUCAAACAGUAGGAAGCAUAGCCAAGUUUUUUGGAAAACAUAAAGAAAAAAUGGCAGUUCAAUAAUAAUAGUUUAUUGUACACUUUUUAAGUUGAAAACCCUAAAAAACUGUGAUAAACAAUAUAAUAUUUUAUAUUUUUA